Messenger RNA from Durio zibethinus, 1100 nucleotides. NCBI's taxonomy places the organism in Eukaryota, Viridiplantae, Streptophyta, Magnoliopsida, Malvales, Malvaceae. The record is from RefSeq and is a predicted model, not a curated record.
UUACUUCCAAAAAGCUAUAUUUUUUAAGCAGAAAUCUUGUCCAGGUUUUGAAGGCUUUUUGUCUGAACUUGUUGGGGGUAGUUUCAGUUUGGAGCAAAAGAAAAGGUUUAUAACAUGGGAGACGAUGUUGUCAAUUUGAUUGCAUUGGGAGUAAUCUCAUGGACGACAGCUUUUCUAUUAAUCAGAAAAAUUUUCUCCAAACGCUCCUUUAAAUUCUGCAACCGCAUUGUUUCUACAAUCCAUGCAGUUAUGGCUGUAAUAUUAGCCUCGCUCUCUGUUGAAGAUUGGAGUUGCCCAAUUUGUCCUUUGGCUUCAGACUCUUCUCCUAAGCAGGUAUGUACAAGCAGGUUCUUGAUAUCUUCUUAUAAAAUGAUGGAAUUGGUUCUGAGUUUCGAGCAGAGGCAAACUUUGGCUGUUACCGUUGCUUAUCUUAUAUAUGACCUGAUAUGCUGUCUCUUUGACGAGCGAUUCAGUCUUGACAACACAAUUCACCACUUGGUCAGCAUCGUUGGUCUUGGAGCAGGCCUUGCCUAUCAAAAGUGUGUAUCAGAGCAGGUUGCUGCAGUAUUCUUAACAGAGAUCUCAAGUCCUUUCCUUCAUGCCAGGGAACUCCUUAAAGAAGUCGGUUACAAGGACACCGACCUCAACAUGGCAGCCGAUAUCACAUUUGGUGUGAUAUUCUCGGUAGCAAGAAUGGUGGGUGGACCCUAUCUCACUUUCGUGACUCUAACUGCUGACAAUCCAAUUCUAAUCAAGGCAAUGGCCUUGGGUAUGCAGUUGGUCAGUGCUUUCUGGUUCUACAAGAUUGUAAAGAUGGUGAAAUACAAGCUUACUAAAAGGAAGUAGGUGAUUUCUAGACCAACCUGCAUACAGGAAAAUUGGACAAAGCCAGUUUUACUAGGAUGGAAUGGAAUGGUAAAUGAUUGUGUGCUUUUAUUUUUUUUGGCCAAUGAUAAAUGAUUGUGUUGAAUAUGCUGCAUAAAUAUGCGCACCUUGAUGUGUAAUAAAUAUAACUUUUAAAAUCCCAUUAUUAAGAAUUAUGUUAGUGAUCAGCGACAUUUUAUCUUGUUUGUACUGUUGAAAAAACAUAGGUUUACCAA